AUGGGCGCCGCCAAGUUAUCUACAAGCCCACUGAAUUUAUCGAAACGCAGUAUCUAUAAAGUAUCUAUCUAUCUAUCUAUCUAUCUAUUAGUCUUUGUUCAGAUCUAUCUAUCUAUCUAUCUAUCUAUCUAUCUAUCUAUCUAUCUAUCUCAUUUUCUGUUCAUAUCUAUCUAUCUAUCUAUCUAUCUAUCUAUCUAUCUAUCUAUUAGUCUUUGUUCAGAUCUAUCUAUCUCAUUUUCUGUUCAUAUCUAUCUAUCUAUCUAUCUAUCUAUCUAUCUAUCUAUCUAUCUAUCUAUCUAUCUCAUUCUCUUCUUUGUUCAGAUCUAUCUAUCUAUCUAUCUAUCUAUCUAUCUAUUAGUCUCUGUUCAUAUCUAUCUAUCUAUCUAUCUAUCUAUCUAUCUAUCUAUCUAUCUAUCUAUCUAUCUAUCUAAUUUUCUCUUCGUAUCUAUCUAUCUGUUUGAAUUUAGAUGCGGAAUCAUUUUCUUAUCCGGUCCAGUUUUACUGACAACCUUUCAGUCGUUAUACCCUUGGUCUUUCCUCGGGUAUUUUUGCUUAGUUCGUAUAUACCUUUGGCACCAACAAACCGAUUAG
Molecule: messenger RNA, 591 nt
Organism: Acanthosepion pharaonis
Lineage: Eukaryota; Metazoa; Mollusca; Cephalopoda; Sepiida; Sepiidae
Source: the annotation of a GenBank genome assembly